AUGGCGGGUCGUGGAAAAACUCUCGGAUCUGGGGUUGCUAAGAAAGCAACGUCUCGGAGCAGCAAGGCGGGUCUCCAGUUCCCCGUGGGUCGUAUCGCCCGGUUCCUGAAGAACGGCAAAUACGCCGAACGUGUUGGUGCCGGAGCUCCGGUUUACUUAGCCGCCGUACUCGAAUACCUCGCCGCAGAGGUUCUGGAAUUGGCUGGAAACGCGGCGAGGGACAACAAGAAGACAAGAAUCGUGCCGCGUCACAUUCAAUUGGCGGUGAGGAACGACGAGGAGCUGAGUAAGUUGCUUGGAGAUGUUACGAUUGCUAAUGGAGGUGUGAUGCCGAACAUUCACAAUCUUCUUCUUCCUAAGAAGGCUGGUGGUGCUUCAAAGCCUUCCGGUGAUGAUGAAUAGAUCUCAGUUUUCAGUUCUGUAAUGUUUAGAUUUAGAUUAGUCUCUUUGGUUUUCUUCCUCUUGUUGUAGAUUUAGUCACUCUUGUUUGGAACUCUUAACCUUUGUUUUCGCACAAACGUUUGCUGUGUGUUUCAAUUGUAGUGUUAAAUUUAUCGUUACUUGUCUUGGUGAUUUUAAUUUGGUUCAAGAAUGGAAGAACUUAGACGUUACUUGUCUGAAUCAAAC
Molecule: messenger RNA, 627 nt
Organism: Eruca vesicaria subsp. sativa (arugula)
Lineage: Eukaryota; Viridiplantae; Streptophyta; Magnoliopsida; Brassicales; Brassicaceae
Source: the annotation of a GenBank genome assembly